AUGGUCAAGUUCAAGCUUGUCAAGGCAAAAAUGUCUGUAGAAAUAGGACCAGAGUUCCUUGAAAAUCCUAUGAAAGCUGUAUCAAAAUGCAUGGCAUCAAAACUAUUGAUAUACUCUCAUAAACUUGGCGGAAUCCCUCUAUCGUUUGCUAUCAAGGACAUUGAGCAUUCGGGCACCGUAAUUUGUGAAACCGGAAGCGUGGAGGUCACAGCAUCCUCAGAAUAUGUGGUUCUCACGUUGCCAGUUGGAGGGGUGAUGAGCUCUUUUGAAGGAAGAACACUUGGGAUCUUCAAUACAGAUGUUGAUGGAAGCAAGGAAUAUACAGGAGAUUUUAUAGUCAAAGGAAUAAAGCUAGAGGCAAGAUCCUUCUUCACAAUAGUAGGAACCCAUUCAUGA
This is a messenger RNA of Encephalitozoon intestinalis ATCC 50506, 396 nucleotides long. RefSeq lists its product as uncharacterized. Bases 1 to 396 code for a protein of 131 amino acids. The transcript has a single exon. Lineage: Eukaryota; Fungi; Microsporidia; Unikaryonidae. The record is from RefSeq and is a predicted model, not a curated record.